Messenger RNA from Angiostrongylus costaricensis, 768 nucleotides. Lineage: Eukaryota; Metazoa; Nematoda; Chromadorea; Rhabditida; Metastrongylidae. The record is from the annotation of a GenBank genome assembly.
AGACAGUAUAUGCGUUUUCGGCCUGCGAUUGCCGGAUUCGAAUUGAAAUGGCAGGUGCUGAAAGAUGUUCGUUUCUUAAAACUGCUGUUCAGGGUACCUAUUUCGACGUCUGAUGGUGAGAAAGAUCUAUUAUUAGGAGAUACUGGAACAGCAGCGCAGUCAAUUCCUAUGCGACCUCUUACGCAGGAAGAUGUGCCAGAAAUCGAAAAGCUUUGUGCCGCUUCCUUCCCAAUUCAGUUCCAAGAAGUUGUUUCGGGGGAGUUAAUUAGUGUAGGACUGUUCAAUGAUAAGAAGUUGGUCGCUAUGAUGGUUGCAGAAAUUAAAACAAUCCUGCAUUGUAACCCUGAGGAUCGUGAUAUAAUUGCCGACACUGGGGCACAUGUAGUCUACAUGUUGAGUUUAGCCGUCGCUUAUCCCUAUCGAAGAUUAGGUCUUGCAUCAAGGCUACUACGCCAUCUGCUGGACUCAGUUGUUGACUGUCCUCCAUAUCCGAAAGCUGUUUUCUUACACGUCCUUUCCACUAAUUCACCUGCCAUUAAUUUCUAUGAAUCACAUGGUUUUGUUCACCAUACUACUCUUUUGAAGUACUACCGUUUGAAGUCUCAGUACGGCGAUGCACGCACAUACGUACUGUACACGAAUGGUUCACGCCCACCGUUUUCUUUGAUUGAUAUUUGCUGUUCAAUUGGUGCUGUUCUUUGCUUCCCUGUUAAAGCUAUAUGUCGUACAAUAAUCCUAAUGAAAAAGUUUCUCAUGUUUUCCACAUGA